Messenger RNA from Armigeres subalbatus, 1360 nucleotides. Its product is annotated as opsin-1-like. The record is from RefSeq and is a predicted model, not a curated record. Gene Ontology annotation, molecular function: G protein-coupled photoreceptor activity. Gene Ontology annotation, biological process: G protein-coupled receptor signaling pathway; cellular response to light stimulus; phototransduction. Bases 155 to 1267 code for a protein of 370 amino acids. Gene Ontology annotation, cellular component: plasma membrane. The transcript has a single exon. Lineage: Eukaryota; Metazoa; Arthropoda; Insecta; Diptera; Culicidae.
UGUUAUUUGGUGUUCACCCAGUGCAUCCAGGAAGUGAACAGGAAGUCUGGAGUAGUUCGUAAACCCACGAUUUUCUUCAGUCUUAACUGUAGUGAUAUAAAUCAGUAUCAACCCUUAUUAAGGGUUAUCUAAAAUCUAAAUCAAAACCAGAGACAUGGUAGCCAUUGUGCAACCGCGGUACGAUGCGUGGCAGACAAGUGGCGGAAAUAUGACCGUCGUGGAUAAGGUACUGCCAGAGAUCUUACACAUGGUUCACCCGCACUGGAACCAGUUCCCGCCGAUGAACCCGCUGUGGCACUCGCUUUUGGGAUUCGCCAUCUUCGCCUUGGCCGUAGUGUCCGUAAUGGGAAAUGGUUGUGUGAUGUACAUCUUUUCCAACACCAAAGCACUCCGAACCCCAUCCAACCUGCUAGUGGUCAAUCUAGCCUUCUCGGAUUUCUUCAUGAUGUUUACGAUGGGACCGCCCAUGGUUGUGAACUGCUAUCACGAAACGUGGUACUUCAGUGCAUUCGCUUGUGAAGUCUACGCUAUGCUGGGAUCACUAUUCGGCUGUGUCUCGAUUUGGACUAUGACUAUGAUUGCGUUCGACCGAUACAAUGUCAUCGUGAAAGGCCUUUCAGCCAAGCCAAUGACCAACAAUGGUGCAUUGCUGCGAAUCUUCGGAAUUUGGGUUUUCUCGCUCUUCUGGACACUCGCUCCUAUGUUUGGAUGGAAUCGGUAUGUUCCAGAAGGUAACAUGACUGCCUGCGGAACGGAUUAUCUGACACAGGACUGGCUCAGUCGCUCCUAUAUUUUGGUUUAUUCUGUGUUCGUUUAUUUUUUGCCUCUGCUCACCAUUAUUUACUCGUACACCUUUAUCUUGAAGGCCGUUUCCGCACACGAGGCUCAAAUGCGAGAGCAGGCGAAAAAGAUGAACGUAGCUUCAUUGCGAUCUUCGGAGGCUCAACAAACAAGCGCUGAAAUAAAGUUGGCGAAAGUAGCUUUGGUCACUAUUUCACUGUGGUUCAUGGCCUGGACCCCAUAUUUGGUCAUCAACUUCACCGGUGUAUUUGAAGCUGCUCCGAUUAGUCCAUUGGCAACCAUUUGGGGGUCACUGUUCGCGAAGGCUAACGCCGUGUACAAUCCGAUCGUAUAUGGUAUUAGCCAUCCAAAAUAUCGCGCUGCUCUUUACCAGACAUUCCCAUCGCUCUCUUGUCAGGAAGCACCUUCCAACGAAGCCCAGUCUAUUACAUCAGGAAUUACUCAAGCUUCCGAAGAGAAGGCCUAAGCAAACACACAUUUUAUGAUGACGAACCGAUAUACAAAACGAUAGUAUAAUAAAAUAAUCAAAUUUUGAAGCAAGCAAACAUAAUGAACAUAA